UGGAGAGGAGUUUUUUUCCGCCCGUCCUUUCUCUCCUGCAACUUGCAAAAAGUUUCUUUCCCCACCCCUUCGCCCCCUUUUUUUUUUUUUUUUUUUGACUUAGAGGGGUAGAGAAAAUAAUAACAAUAAUAAUAAAAACACUUUUGCGAACUUUUUUCCAGCUUUCUUCCUCAUUUCCCCAGCCGGGCUUCACGCUGGUGGGGGAACCGUCUCUCUUAGUUUUACUUUUUAACUCUUCCCUGCCCCUCAGCCACCUGUUUUUUUAUUAUUUUUCAACAAUUUUUUUUUUCACCCCGUUUCCCCCCUCCGCCACUUUCUCGCAUGAAUCUCCUAGACCCCUUCAUGAAAAUGACAGAAGAACAGGACAAAUGUAUCUCCGACGCCCCCAGCCCCACCAUGUCGGAUGAUUCCGCCGGGUCCCCCUGCCCCUCUGGAUCCGGUUCGGACACGGAGAACACCAGACCCCAAGAAAACACCUUCCCCAAGGGUGACCCCGACCUGAAGAAGGAGACCGACGAGGACAAGUUCCCGGUGUGCAUCCGCGAGGCGGUGAGCCAAGUGCUCAAGGGCUACGACUGGACCCUGGUGCCCAUGCCCGUGCGGGUGAACGGCUCCAGCAAGAACAAACCCCACGUGAAGAGACCCAUGAACGCCUUCAUGGUGUGGGCACAGGCGGCCCGCAGGAAACUGGCCGACCAGUACCCGCAUCUGCACAACGCCGAGCUCAGCAAGACCCUGGGCAAGCUUUGGCGUUUGUUAAGCGAAAAUGAGAAACGUCCCUUUGUGGAAGAAGCUGAGCGGCUCAGGGUCCAGCACAAAAAGGAUCACCCGGAUUAUAAAUACCAGCCACGGAGGAGGAAAAGCGUAAAAGCUGGGCAGAGUGAUUCCGACUCCGGAGCCGAGCUCAGCCACCAUGCGGGCACACAGAUCUACAAAGCGGACAGCGGGCUGGGAGGCAUGGCUGACUCCCACCAUCACGGCGAUCACACAGGCCAGACCCAUGGGCCACCCACCCCACCCACCACCCCGAAAACCGAUCUCCACCACGGCAGCAAGCAGGAGCUGAAGCACGAGGGCCGCCGCCUCGUGGAGAGCGGCCGCCAGAACAUCGACUUCAGCAACGUGGACAUCUCGGAGCUGAGCAGCGAGGUCAUCAACAACAUGGAGACCUUCGAUGUCCACGAGUUCGAUCAGUACCUGCCACUCAACGGCCACGCCACCAUGCCGGCUGACCACGGCCCCAAUGCUGCCGCCGGCUCCUACGGCGCGUCCUACUCCCACUCGGCCGCGAGCACCGGCGGGACCAACCAGGUCUGGACUCACAAAAGCCCGGCCUCAGUGUCUCCGUCCUCUGCCGACUCGGGCCAGCAAAGGCCACACAUCAAAACGGAGCAGCUGAGUCCCAGCCACUACAGCGACCAGUCUCACGGCUCCCCCGCACACUCCGACUACGGCUCCUACAGCGCCCAGGCUUGUGCCACCACCGCCUCCACCGCCACGGCUGCCGCCUCCUUCUCCAGCUCCCAGUGCGACUACACGGACCUCCAGAGCUCCAACUACUACAAUCCUUACCCUGGCUACCCCUCCAGCAUCUACCAGUAUCCCUAUUUCCACUCCUCCCGCCGUCCCUACGCGACACCCAUUCUCAACGGCUUGUCCAUCCCGCCGGCCCACAGCCCCACUGCUAACUGGGACCAGCCGGUCUAUACGACCCUGACGAGGCCUUAAAGGAUGCGCGGAGCCCCCGAGGGCUUCCCCGACUUAUGCACUAAUGAAGGAAUGAAGACGAAGAGCGUGGAGUGCCGUGAUAGUUUCCGAAGUGCCUCCUGAGCCACUGGGCACUCUGCUCGUUGCGACUGGAUGUCCCCUAGCUUCAAAACUCUCCAAAAGGACAGAGCUCUAUUUUUCUUUAAUACAAUUUAAAAAAACCCCUUUAAAAAUAAUUAAAAAAAAAAGGACCGGUGAUUCCUUUUGAAUAAAUGAAGGACAAAACCAUUCGACUCCUCUGUGAGGACUGAACUGAAUUUACUCGUCGUGGAAGCUGACAAGUGCAAAAGUGGAGCAGGGGGGUGGGAAGGGGGGGGAAGAAAAAAAAAAGCUGUUCAAGACUUUAAGGGUCUAUUGCAAUGUGAGGAACGGACCAACCUUGAGGGCAAGAACUCACUCGGACCAACGCGGAUGAAACUGAAAACCCGGCUAUUCUGUGUAACAAUCUUGUGGGAACAAACGAGUCUGGUGGGACCAACCAAUUAAAUGUCUGAAGUGUUUUUUUAGUCAAGAGUUCUUCUAAGCAAGGUUUGGCUGUAAUUAACAUUUUGUUUUGGUUUUUUGGAAGCUUAAAGUGUUUUUGUUUUUUUUUAAAUCUGUUAAAUAUGUAUUUAUGUUCUGUAUUAUUUUGUCUUUUAAUUAAUGAAGUAAUUUUGUGCAAAAAGUAGAAUUUUAAAAGAUUUUAAAGAUGGGGUGGGGAGGGAGCAUAAAAAUAGUGGAGAUGAUACAAUAAAAUGGUGUUAUGAGUCUAUAGAUUUUCUUUGGUUUUUGGGUUUUUUUCAUUUUGAACCGCUGCAGCAGUUGUGUUUGAGAGAGGGACCGAACAAAUCUGCCCAUCGCAGACCUGGUCACCAACAGGAAACUCAAAUGGGAAUGUAAAAUAACGAGGGGAGGGAGCUACUAAUUAAAUUGGGAGGCUAAAACAAUUGUAAAAAGGAGCAGGCGAUUUUUCUGACUACCUGCUUUUGGGCGCUAAAAUUGGUUUUAAGGCAUUGCAGAGUCUUUGUACACUUUUGGAACCAG
Messenger RNA from Athene cunicularia (burrowing owl), 2790 nucleotides. RefSeq names its product SRY-box 8 (gene SOX8). The record is from RefSeq and is a predicted model, not a curated record. Bases 322 to 1728 code for a protein of 468 amino acids. Gene Ontology annotation, molecular function: RNA polymerase II cis-regulatory region sequence-specific DNA binding; DNA-binding transcription factor activity, RNA polymerase II-specific. The transcript is spliced from 3 exons. Lineage: Eukaryota; Metazoa; Chordata; Aves; Strigiformes; Strigidae. Gene Ontology annotation, biological process: neural crest cell development; morphogenesis of an epithelium; negative regulation of transcription by RNA polymerase II. Gene Ontology annotation, cellular component: nucleus.